CAGUCUGGGGUGAUCGCUGGCCGAGUGAAUUUCAAAGUGUAAAAAAAAUUAACUGAUAAUUUUUUGCAAAAUACACAAAAUAACAUAAACGGAAGUCUGUUAAUUAGUGAUUAAGUUAUUAUGGCCGAGGCACCCAAAAUUAUUGAUCUUCCCUCGGUGAUUGAGCCCCAUUUGGAUGGCGGCAAAUUAAUCUCCUACACUAGUCGCUAUCUCACCAAGGCCGGAGAAAACUAUGGCAGUAUUAUGUUGGCGGUUAUUGCAAAUAUUCAAAAACCCUCGGGAGAAAUUGAAGAUUUACCCUUGGUGGCCAAAUUGCCACCUAUUACCAAUGAUUUCUUCUGGAAGUUAUUUAAGCCAGAACGCACCUGUCUUACCGAAAUCGUAUUCUAUAGAUACCUGAGUGCUGCUUUGCGUUCCAUGCAAUUGGAAGAGGGCAUUGAGGAAUCCCAGCUAUUCGAUGGUUUUCCUCAAUACUAUGGCAGUCGUAUUUCCCUAAAUCCCGAUACUGAACUUGUGGACAGAGAUGCCGUAUUGGUUCAGGAAAAUCUACAGACAAUGGGAUUUAAGGCCGGCAAUCGCCAUGUCAUGUUUAAUUUGGAACAAACCAAAUUUGUAUUACUCGAAACAGCCAAAUAUCAUGCCUUACCCUUGGCUCUGAGAAUUAAGAAACCAGAAGAAUUCAACCAACACAUACGACCAUACAUUAGGAGGUUCAAUAUGAAUGGAGAUAUGCCAGCAGAAGUCAAGGAACAAUUGAAUAGUGACUUGUUCACCGAAGUUGCCUUGGCCACCAACAACAAUGACAACUAUGUUAACAGAUUUAGGAAACUAAUGAAGGAUUAUGAUGAUUUCUUCUAUAAACCAGAUGCAGAGGAUGGAUUGUACACAACCGUGGCACAUUGUGAUUUGUGGAUUAAUAAUUUAAUGCUGAAAUAUGAUGAAAAUGGUGCUCCCUGUAAAAUCAAAUUUGUGGACUUUCAAAUUGCCCAGUACGAAAGUGUGGCCCAUGACAUUAUAUUCUUUUUAUUUUCAAGUGUUGAAAUACCAGCUUUGGAAAAUCACAUGGAUGAGUUGUUGCUGUUGUACUACAAGGCAUUUAUAGAUUGCCUAAAAUCUGUGAAUGUGCCAACUGAUGAAUAUUCCUUUGUGGGUUUUAUGAAAGAAAUCCACCGCUGCGCUCCAAUCGAAAUAUGUCAUGCAGUUUUUAUGGCUAAAAUUAUUUUAGCUGACAAUAGCACUAUGCCCGAUGAUUACAAGGACAUGGGCAUGGAUGUCAUGAGUAAGAAUUUGGGCGGAAAGGAAAUAUCGGAGAAAAUUGGCCAUAUUAUACGUUUGGCUGAGAAAUACAAGUUUUUAUUUGAUAACUAAAUCCGUUAGCAUAUUGUUAUUAUAUUUGCUAUCAAUGGCGAAAUAAACGACUUUUGGCAAUAUAUUUUACUAUA
Molecule: messenger RNA, 1442 nt
Organism: Stomoxys calcitrans (stable fly)
Lineage: Eukaryota; Metazoa; Arthropoda; Insecta; Diptera; Muscidae
Exons: 5
Coding region: 121-1368 (415 amino acids)
Source: RefSeq, a predicted model, not a curated record